This is a messenger RNA of Ziziphus jujuba (common jujube), 1131 nucleotides long. RefSeq names its product disease resistance protein RUN1-like. Lineage: Eukaryota; Viridiplantae; Streptophyta; Magnoliopsida; Rosales; Rhamnaceae. The transcript has 2 exons. The coding region runs from base 1 to 1131 and encodes 376 amino acids. Gene Ontology annotation, biological process: defense response. The record is from RefSeq and is a predicted model, not a curated record.
AUGUUCUGCAACCGUUUUUUGGAAUAUGCUCAUGGAAAUCCAUUAACUCUCAUAGCUAUAGGUUCUUUCUUACGUGAUAAACCCAUCAAGGAAUGGAAGAAUACUUUGCGUAUACACAAAGAUAUACUCAAUGUACUUCAUAGCAGUUAUGAUUCACUAGAUGAGGAAUUGAAAGAAAUGUUCUUAGAUAUUGCAUGCUUUUUCAAUGGGAAGAAAGUAGAUCGUGUUCUGGAAGUACUAGAUUGUUGUGGCUAUCACGCCAAAAUUGGGAUGGCAAUCCUCAUCGACAAGUCUGUUGUCACCGUUUCAAACAACAUCUAUGGUUGCCUGAAUGGGUACAACAAAUUGGCCGGCAAAUUGUUCACAAGGAAAGCCCUAGAAGGCCUGGUUUUCAGUAAUUUGAAGUUCAUCAAACUCAGUCACUCCCAAAACUUGAUAAAGACUCCAAACUUUACAUGGGUUCCCAAUCUGGAGAGAUUAGUUCUUGAAGGGUGUAGAAACUUAGUUGAGGUUCACCCUUCCAUUGGAAGUCUUACAAAACUUCGUUUAUUGAAUUUGAAAGAUUGUUCAAGUCUUAGAAGUCUCCCAGAUUUCAUUUCAAUGGAAUCUCUUGAAAUUUGUGUGCUUUCAGGCUGCUCAAGUCUCGAAAAAAUUCCAAAUGUGGUUGGAAAUAUGGGAAACUUGUCACAAUUUUAUUUGGAUGGGUGUGGAACAACAACCAAAAACCAAUCCAAAUCAACAUUCCAACAUCUUGGUGACCAUCAAUUGAAUAUCAGAAAGUGGAAUAAUCUUGGCUGUUUACUUUUCAACAUCCCAAAUGUAACAAAACUAUGUUUAAGAAACCGUGACUUACCAGAAGGAGCUAUUCCUAGGGAAAUCAACUGCUUAACUUCAUUGCAGGUGUUCGAUGUAGGCAGAAACAAGUUUAUCAACCUAACUGAUAGAAUUAGCCAGCUUGCUAAGCUAAAAUUUCUUGGAUUGGCACACUGCAAUCUUCUUCAAACUAUACCAGAACUUCCCUCCAGUAUAGAAUAUGUGGAGGCAAGAGACUGUUCUUCCCUGGUGACUCUGCCAAAUGCAUUCAACGAAAGAACUUGCACAGAUUUGGCACAACAAGCUGAAACAGAAUAA